AGCAACGGCCGUUUGGCGGCGAGUGGUUGUGUUCGUUGUUUGACAGAGCCCACCUCAGUCUAAAAACGAUACGUUUGAGGUAAAAAUGGACCAAAAAGUCCAGCAACAUGAAACGAGAGUCGUCAUCUUACCUCAUUUCUGACUCCAUAUCCAGCCCAGAGCCGACACGGAGCGCCUCGUCAUUCGGAUGCUGAGAGUUUGAGUGCUGAAGUGACCGUUAUGCUCGUUAGCACAGCUCGAGUGAGGCGUAGGCUGCUCUGUCACACGAAGUUGACUAGACCGUCUUCAUAACUAUGUGACUUUAAGAUGAAAGCGACUCUUCGACCUCAUAAUUCUGAAACCGCCACCCCAGCGUCUCACUUCUGCCAAAAAAUAUUUGAAAAAUCUUCGAGGCACGCUUGACAAUGACGCUGGGUGCCGGAAAGACCUUACUGCUGUUGUUCGUUCAGAUCUGCGUUUCCACAGGGUCUCGGCCACGCCUGGAGGACAGUCCGCCUCGGAUUGUGGAGGACCCUUCUGAUCUGAUUGUGUCCAAAGGGGAACCAGCCACUCUGAACUGCAAGGCAGAGGGGCGGCCCACACCAACGGUGGAGUGGUACAAAGAUGGAGAGCAUGUGGAGACAGAUAAAGAUGACCCACGCUCGCACCGCAUGCUGCUACCUAGCGGCUCGCUGUUCUUCCUGCGUAUUGUCCAUGGGCGCCGCAGCAAGCCAGAUGAGGGUGUCUACACCUGCGUGGCCCGCAACUACCUGGGAGAGGCGGUUAGCCGGAAUGCCUCGCUAGAAGUAGCCACUCUCAGGGAUGACUUCCGCCAGGCCCCUAACGAUGUGGUGGUGGCUGUGGGUGAAGCGGCCGUGCUGGAGUGCAUUCCCCCACGUGGCCACCCAGAGCCUAGCAUCUCCUGGAAGAGGAACAAUGUCCGCGUCAGUGACAAAGACGGGAGGAUCUCUAUGCAGGGUGGCAAGCUGAUAAUCUCUCACACUCGGAAGAGUGACGCAGGCAUGUACGUAUGUGUGGGCUCCAACAUGGUGGGCGAAAGGGACAGCGAUCCAGCUGAGCUUGUGGUGUUUGAGAGGCCAGUGUUCAUCCGCAGGCCGGUGAAUCAGAUUGCGCUGGCAGAGGAGACAGUGGAGUUCCUGUGUGAGGUGCAUGGAGAUCCGGCUCCCACGGUCCGCUGGCGUCGGGAGGAGGGAGAGUUGCCACGUGGCAGAUUUGAGAUCCACAGUGACAACAGCCUCCGUUUGCUGAAGGUGCGAGAGGAGGACGAGGGGACAUACACUUGUAUGACAGAAAACAGCGUGGGGAAAACUGAGGCAUCAGCCAUGCUGCAGGUUCAUGUGUCCCCACAAAUCACCGUCCAGCCUCGCGACCAGGUUUCCGCUCAGGGCCGAACUGUCACCUUCCACUGUGGCACUCAGGGCAACCCCCCUCCAGCAGUCUUCUGGCAGAAAGAAGGGACUCAGAUGCUGCUGUUCCCGGGGCAGCCCCCUUCUCAAGCCGGACGCUAUUCUGUGUCGAUGAGCGGAGAGUUGACCAUUAAGGAUGUCCACAGUGAAGACUCUGGCUACUAUGUGUGCCAGGCCAUCAGUGUGGCAGGCAGUGCCAUCUCCAAAGCAAUACUGGAAGUGAAGCCUGGCCCGUCAGACCUGGUUCCUCCCAUCAUCCGCCAGGGCCCAGCCAACCAAACGCUGGCCCGGGGCUCCAACAUCCUGCUCCAGUGCCAUGUGACGGGCAGCCCACCCCCCAGCAUCAGGUGGGAGAAGGACGGACAAAGCCUCCCGGAGGACGACGUCCACAUAAGCCUAAUGGAAAACGGCACUUUACACAUCAGCGGCUUGCAGGAGACCGACUCAGGGAUGUACACCUGCGUCGCCUCCAGUUCCACAGGCGAGACGAGUUGGAGUGGGACCGUGACCGUGAGAGCUACAGGAACGUCCUCUCUCCCACGGGUCUCACAGGCCUUGCAGCUUCCUGGCCCUCCUCAGAAGCCUGUGGUGACAGAUGUGACCCAGAGCAGCGUCACCUUGACCUGGCAACCCAACCAGCACGAGGGGGGCGCUGCCGUCACCUCCUACAUUAUUGAGGCUUUCAGUCAGUCCGUGGGCAGCACAUGGCAGACAGUAGCAGACCAGGUGAAGCAGGAGAAGCACACGGUGUCCGGCUUGUACCCCAACACUGUAUACCUGUUUAUUGUCCGAGCAGUCAACUCCUACGGCCUUAGUGACCCCAGCCCCAUCUCGGAGCCUGUCAGAACACUUGAUGGCAGUCCCAGUGGGCCAGCAAUUGAUCACAGGCGUAUACAGACAGAUUUAGCAGAGGUCACAGUGUAUCUGCACCCUCCAGAGAUCCUGACUCCUACCAGUGUGCAGAUCACAUGGACUGUCGAGCGCGAACCACACUACAUUCAGGGCUACCGGCUGCUGUACAGGCCGAUGGGCAGUGCCUGGCAGGUUCAGGACAUAAAGGCAGGGCCCAAACACAUAGCCCUCUUAUCUGAGUUGCGCAGAGGCACACAGUAUGAGCUCAAAUUGAGGCCCUACUUCAAAGAAUUCCAGGGAUCGGACAGUGAGCUGGUAGUGGUUCUCACCCCAGAGGAGGUGCUAAGCGGCCCCCCUCAGGCCGUGAGCGUGGUCCAGUUGGGCAACAGCUCCACCGUGCGCGUGUCCUGGGAGCCUCCCCUCGCUGAUGGCCAAGAUGAGCCCAUUUUGGAGUACAAGGUGUGGUGCGUAGGAAACGAGACCGGGCCCCAGCAGCAGUUAAACCAGAGCGUGGAUGGAGAAGCUCUCUGGGCAUUGUUAGACGGCCUGGUGCCGGAGCUGCUGUAUCGCGUGCAGGUGGCAGCCGUGACCAGCGCAGGAGCAGGGGCACCUAGCCACCCCAUCUUCAUCUUCCUCAAAGCCCCUGCCGGCGAACCCUCAUUGCCAACGCUGAAGGACGAUAGCAUCAGUCUCUCCGAGCAGAUCUCCGGGGUGGUCAGACAGCCGGCCUUUAUUGCUGGCCUGGGUGGAGCUUCCUGGAUGGUGCUGAUGGGCUUCAGUGCCUGGAUCUACUGCAGACGCAGGAGAAGAAAAGAGCUCGGCCACUACGCCACUUCUUUCGCCUACACUCCUGCAGUUGGACUCUCCCAUAGUGAUGGGUCAGGACUUAUCAAUGGAAGGCCAUGCUUGCUUGGAUCAAAUAUGGGUAACUACCCCUGGCUGGCAGACUCUUGGCCAACAAGCAACUUCACUCACACCAGCAAAGACUCCAUGACCUGUUGCUCUGGUCGACAUGACUCCACAGACAGAUACUACAACACCGUUGGGAUCACCAAUUUCCUGAAACAGAGUGAUACAUACAGCCCAACAUCCAAUGAGGGCCCCAUCUAUAGCACUAUUAACCCAGCUGAGGAGGAGCAGCAUGACAUGAGCAGUCUUUACUCCCAGGGCCCAGACCCCUACAGCAGCUCACCAGUCCUCUCCAAGACUGACUUGUUCAGUCUGGGCCAGGACCUAGACCAGUGGAGCCUCCAGUCUGGCCACAGCACAGCUGAAUAUGCCAAACUCCAAUACCCAAGCAUGGGUAAAGCUACUGUGGGAAUAAAGAAGUCUUGUGGCCCAGCCACCUUUAUUUGGUCUGAGGUCCUCUCCCUACCUCCGCCAAAUACCAGAGAACAAAGACACCAAGAGAGACAGCGACCCAGCUCAGACGAUGAUGAGGAGUGGUGUCCUCCUCUGCCUGAGAGGACCUAUCUGUUUGAAAGUUUGGAGAAUGCAGCCACGCUGCCUCUGAGAGGAGAGCAGUCUAGCCGAAGCACCACCUACAGCCAUCAGUCUACAAGCAUCCUCACACCAUCCCUGCAUGAGGAGCAACGGCUAGCUAAUCCACGCCUGCAGCACCCUGACUUAUUGCCACGCAAAGCACCAUGCACACCCAUGUCCCAGUUACCUCUGUCCAACCCAAAUCUACUAACCAAGCUGGAAUCUCAUAGUGGCAGCCUGCCGCAUCUGACAGGCCACUGGCGAGACAUUGGCCAAAUGGAGGGGUUGAUGUCAGACAACAAUAAGCAUUUAAUAGAAGAGUUUGCUUCUUUUGCGCUUGAGAAAACUAUUCCGUCGCCCAUUCACCAACCAAGGCCCAAAAAGAAAUCACCUAGAGAUGGACGGAGAAGAGAAGUCUUAAAACCAGGAGACCUGCCCCCACCCCCCGAGCCCCCUCCUGCAGAAGACUCCCUGAAGCAGCUGGCAGCCAUGCUGGAGAGUGGCAGCAGAACACCCCCAUCCCGCCAAGAAAGGAGAGCUGAGCGGAGAGCUGCCAGCCAGUGGAGUACAGAAGAUGAGGAGCUGAUCCAGUACUGUAAGAUGAGCAUGGUGUCCAGGAGUCAAAUGUCCAGCCACUGUUCCCCUGCUGCAAGCCCCUCCUCCCUCUCCUCCACAGCAUCCCGCACCUCAGGAGCAGCCAGGAGGAGAAAUGAGAACAUGAUAUGAGAGGAGGAGGACGAUGAUGAAUUUGUCUUUAGCAUCCUGCUGUGCCAUCUCUCCUUAGAACUCCAACCUGCUUUCAUUGAAUCAGAGGCCAGUAGAACACAAGAGCCAUACAAGUGUGUGUUUUUCAUCCACCUCUUUGAUAUUUAUUUAUUUAUUUAUUUAUUAAUUAAUUAAUUUAUUUAUUUAUUUAUGUACGUUUUAGUGUUUUUCUAAGCUCUUCUUCUACGUCCCAUUAAUGCCCUGCCAUUAUGUGUAUAUAGAUCCUUUUGACUACGUUUUGUGUGAGAGGAAGACAACAGAGGGGAAAAAAGUCCAGUCAAUAUUUUUGUCUGACCAAAUAUGUUUCUGAAUGUAACUGCCAUUUACAUGUACACCUUGAUGUUUACAUGUAAUGUCAUGGUGUUUAUAUUGUGCUAUACAAUAAUACAGACAGUAUUAUCAGACGCAGUCAAUGCGAUCAAAGCCCAUCAGAGUGGUGUGGUAGAGUAGAACAGCAGUCCAGAGUCCCUGUCUGUGAAUCUCCACCAUCACUGAACCUCCUGCUUCAGAUCUGUCCACGCUGCAAAACUUUUGUCUGUUGAACAGAAGAGUCUUGUCUGCCAAGCUCCACCGCUGAACGUGUGCUCUACAGAUGCUUAAAGAAAUAGUUAACGUAAAAAAUGCUAACAUUGCUAACACUGAAUGGAAGUUAGCAGGGCCUGUUAGCAUUAUGCAAUUGAGAUCACCAUUCACUGUUACCACAUCAGCAUUAACCUGGUUAUGUCCUCUGACAUCUUUUGAUUGCAAAAGAAAACACAAUAAAACGAAUUUGACGUUCUUUUUA
Colossoma macropomum (tambaqui) is the source of this 5289-nucleotide messenger RNA. RefSeq lists its product as uncharacterized. The record is from RefSeq and is a predicted model, not a curated record. Bases 405 to 4466 code for a protein of 1353 amino acids. The transcript has 27 exons. NCBI's taxonomy places the organism in Eukaryota, Metazoa, Chordata, Actinopteri, Characiformes, Serrasalmidae. Gene Ontology annotation, molecular function: protein binding.